This is a messenger RNA of Tympanuchus pallidicinctus (lesser prairie-chicken), 2587 nucleotides long. It is a transcript of the gene RPAP2, whose product is annotated as RNA polymerase II associated protein 2. Bases 78 to 1958 code for a protein of 626 amino acids. Gene Ontology annotation, molecular function: RNA polymerase core enzyme binding; RNA polymerase II CTD heptapeptide repeat phosphatase activity. NCBI's taxonomy places the organism in Eukaryota, Metazoa, Chordata, Aves, Galliformes, Phasianidae. The record is from RefSeq and is a predicted model, not a curated record. The transcript has 12 exons. Gene Ontology annotation, cellular component: cytoplasm; nucleus.
CCUCCUCGCUCCCGGCCCGGGCCGACGCGGCUCCGCCUCCGGUGAGAGGUCAGAGGGAGGGAGCCGGCAGCACCGUGAUGGCGGACGGGAAGCCGCAGGGCAGCUCGAAGGGGAGGCCCGGCCGGCGGCGCGCAGGAAAUAAACGGUCAGCUGCUCCAAAAAAUGAAGAUGCUGCUCAGAGGAAAGCAGCGCUGGAGGCUUCUACUAGAAAAAAGAUUGAACUUGAGAAAAAGGCACUGCAUAUUGUUGAGCAACUCCUAGAAGAGAACAUUACUGAAGAGUUCCUUCUGAAUUCUGGAAAAUGUAUUACUCCAUCUCACUAUAAAGACAUUGUUGAUGAACGGUCUAUCAUCAAACUAUGUGGUUACCCUGUAUGUCGAAAUAAACUGGAAAAUGUGCCAAAACAGAAGUACAGGAUUUCAACAAAAACUAACAGAGUUUAUGACAUUACUGAAAGAAAGUGCUUUUGCAGCAACUUUUGCUAUAAAGCAUCUAAAUAUUUUGAAGCUCAAAUUUCGAAGAGUCCAGUAUGGAUGCGAGAAGAAGAAAUACCAUCAGACAUAGAGCUGCUGAAGAGGGGACAGAGUGGUCAAUCUGGAGAAGAGGUGAAACUAUGUGAUGAAGUAAUCAAAUCUUCUGACAUUGAAAAUCCUAGGGUAUCUUCAAAUCCAUGUGAAUCUGCUUCUUAUGGCACAGCCAGUGAUAGCAGUAGUGAUACCGAACAGGAAUUUGUUUCUUCUGUUCUACCAGGAAGUCAGUCAAGUUCAGUCAAUCUUGCACAGCAACUGCACAGAAACAGCAUCCUCAAAAAGAAGCACGUUCAGAAAGUUUAUUCCAGCUCUAAAUCUGAAGGCUCAGAUGUGGUAGAAAUCACUGAACGACUCUCUAACUGUAAAUUAAAUGCUCAGGAAGAAAUGCAUGCUUGCACUGUUCAAGAGAAAAUAACUGCAAUGCCCUCAAAAAAUACUACUCUAGGAAAAUCAAAUGCUUCUGAGAACUGUGAAGAUACCUGUAGCAAUUCACAGAUAGUCUUCCUAGGUGUGAGUAAAAAAGGAGCAGAAUACCUUAAAACACUAGCUAACUCAAAACAACAUGAGAAAAUUGAACUGAGGGAUUCAGUUUCUUCCUCAGCUGCCAAAUGCAGUUUAUUAGAACUGCUUAAGCAAACACUUACAGAAUGGAGAACUGAGGAAACCUUAAGAUUUUUGUAUGGUCCAAACUACACUUUAUGGUCAUCAGAAUGCCUAUCGUCUGCCAACCAAGAAGAUGAAGAACUCGAUGAGGAUGACUUAGAUACACCUGAAGAUCUUGACAGCGCUGCUGUAGGGAAGUUUGAAAACAGUCUGAACUAUUCCUUACCUUUUAUGGGCUCAGGUGAAACAGUUAAGCCUGUGCCUAGUUAUGAAGAGUUAAAAGAAGAAACAGAGUUCCUACAACUCCGAGUAAGAGAGUUCUAUAAAGGAAAGUACAUCUUGGCUGAAGAGGAGUUAGCACAUACACAAGCAGAUGAACAUUCAAGUACAGACAAAAAUGAUCAACAGGAAGACCUCAUGUUCCCACUUGUUGAUUCAAAUGCACAAAUGCAAAUUAGGAAGCGAAUUGUCCUCGAGAAACUGAGAAGAGCAUUACCUGCAGUUUUGGGCCCUCUUCAGAUUAUGCUGGGGGAUGUUUACACAGAGCUAAAAAAUCUUGUCAAAACUUUCCGGUUAACAAACACAAAUAUUAUUCACAAAAUGCCUGAAUGGACUCUAAUUGCUAUUGUUCUAUUAUCUGUGUUGUCACAAAAUAUUCCAGUUUUUAAAGAUACUCAGAGAAGCCCAGCAUACACACAGUUCCUGACCACGUUACUUGAAGAGCUCCAUUUCAAAAAUGAAGAUUUGGAAAGUUUAACAAGAAUAUUUAGAGCAAACAGCCCACCUGAAUGGUCAGUUAAUUUUAAGCUAUUCUGCAUUUCAUAAAACUAAUCCAGUUAACAAUUUUUAUUUCCAACAUUUUGUAGGUAUGCAUAAUAACUAUAGAUUGUAUCGGCCAGAGCAGAAAGCGUGUAAAGUACAUUUUAAAGUAAAAAAGAUGUAUGUUGCGUGGAAAUGAGUGUCAUGAUUUUGUCAUUGACAGUAAAUGCUGACUGCUUAUCACUUUAAUCUUUUGAGAACAUACGGUUGGUUUACUGCAAUUUUGGGAGGAAUUUUUUUCAAGUUCUUUUGGGAUUUAUUAAAAAAAAUAAUAAUCUGAGUGAUUAUAGUGACUGUCUUAGCAGUGGGGUUUUUGUGUAUGUUAUAUCUAGUCUAGGUAAUAUGAAAUUAAACUAAAAGCAUUAAAGCUGAGACUGCAUUUUGCAUUCUAGUUAGGCAGAAAUAAAGAAGAGUAAAUAUCUUACAUCUACUGAUUAAACUCAAAUGAUUUAACCAGUCUAGCAUUAUAAUAUUUAAGAAAUUUGUGUAUUGACAAUUACUCAUUUCAGACUUUGUUCCCCACAGAAAUCGUAACGUCUCUCACUACCUGAAAUGGCUGCAUGGAGAAAAACAAACACCUUCAGUUGUUGGAAUGUCUCUUUUUUAAUGAAAAAUAAAAUGAAGCAUUCAUUGUA